Messenger RNA from Camellia sinensis, 1863 nucleotides. Lineage: Eukaryota; Viridiplantae; Streptophyta; Magnoliopsida; Ericales; Theaceae. The record is from RefSeq and is a predicted model, not a curated record.
AUGGACAAGAGUUGGAUGUCAAUUAGGAAUAGAUUGAGUUCGGAGUAUAGAGAAGGGGUUAAGUCAUUUCUCCAAUUUGCAAUGACAAAUGUUGGCGUAGAUAAUAGAAUUCGUUGUCCGUGUAUGGAUUGCCUAAAUUUUGAACAUCAUACCUUUAAGGAUGUGGAAUAUCAUUUGAUCCGAAAAGGGAUAUCACUUUCAUACAAGACUUGGGUGCACCAUGGGGAAACUGUUUCUGUCAAUCAACCUCGUGUGUGGAAUAAUGACAAUGACAUUGAAGGUGUUGGUGAUGAAGGGACAACCAAUGAAUGCCUUCACGUUGAAGAUGAAUUGUAUGAUAUGUUAGAUGACUGUCACAUGGCGCAUAUUUUUGAUGAUGAUGAAGAGGGUGAGCAGAAUGAUAAUGAGCAAAGAGAAGAUGGACGAAACUUUGAUAAAUUGUUAGAGGAUGCUCGUCGUCCAUUAUACCUUGGCUGUCAGAAGUUUACUUUGUUAUCAUUUGUCGUUAAGAUGCUUCAUAUAAAAGUUUUAAACAAGUGGAGCAAUAAGUCUUUUGACAUGUUGUUAGGCGUAUUGAAAGACCUUUUACCAGAAAGUGAUCAAAAGGUUCCAUGGACCCUUUAUGAAGCGAAGAAAUUUUUACGUGAUUUGGGUUUAGGAUAUGUGCCUAUUCAUGCAUGUAAGUAUGAUUGUGCUCUUUUUUGGAAGGAAAAUGCAAAUUUAGAAAAUUGUUCGAUUUGUAAGGAGCCUAGAUACAAAAUGAAUGAUGGCAAAGGUAAGAAGAUACCUCAUAAAAUUUUGAGAUAUUUUCCGUUGACACCAAGGUUGCAAAGAUUAUACAUGUCGAGAAAAACAGCUGGAGAUAUGCGAUGGCAUAAAGAAAAACGUGUUGAUGAUGGCAUCUUAAGGCAUCCAGCCGAUGGUGAGGCGUGGAAGGAUUUUGAUAGGCAACAUGUUGUGUUUGCCCAAGAACCACGUAAUGUGAGGUUAGGGUUGGCCACCGAUGGUUUCAACCCUUUUGGAAAUUUGAGCAACUCAUAUAGUAUGUGGCCUGUGGUAGUUAUGCCUUAUAACCUACCACCGUGGAAGUGUAUGAAGCAACCAUUUUCCAUGAUGUCAUUGCUUAUUCCUGGACCGCAAGCACCCGGGAGAGAUAUUGAUGUUUACUUGAGGCCAUUAAUUGACGAGUUGAAGGAGUUAUGGGAAGAUGGUGUAGUUACUUAUGAUGCCUCAACUGGGGCAAGUUUCCGAAUGCAUGGUGGAAGUACAAAAGGAUAUUUGGCUUGUCCCAAUUGUAAUGAGAAUGCAUUAUCACAACGGUUAAGAAGUAAGAUAGGAUACACUGGUGCUCGCCGAUACUUACCUGAAGACCAUCCUUGGCGAAGAAGUAAGCUCUUUAGUGGUAAGGCAGAUGAUCGAGCAAGACCUUCGGAGUUGUCAGGGGAACAAAUUUUAAAUCAAUUGGAUUCAAGAACAUUUAAACCAUUUGGGAAGCAUCCAAGCAACCAAAAAAGAAAAAGGGAUGAAAAUACCGUCUUGAAUUGGACAAAGAAAAGCAUAUUUUUCGAAUUGCCUUACUGGAAGACACUCAAGUUACGACAUAACCUCAAUGUCAUGCACAUAGAGAAGAACAUAUGUGAUAAUUUAAUUGGGACUUUGUUGAGCAUUGAUGGAAAGAACAAGGAUACGGAAAAAGCACGCAUGGAUUUAGAGGAUAUGAAAAUUAGGAAGGAUUUUCACUUAAAGAGGCGCGCGGAUGGGUCCUUUGAAAAGCCCAUUGCAUUGUUCACAUUGUCCCUAAAGGAAAGACAAGGUUUUUGUGAGUUCUUAAAAUCGAUUAGGUAUCCUGAUGGGUAUGUGUAA